Molecule: messenger RNA, 2780 nt
Organism: Leptinotarsa decemlineata (Colorado potato beetle)
Lineage: Eukaryota; Metazoa; Arthropoda; Insecta; Coleoptera; Chrysomelidae
Product: protein FAM13C
Source: RefSeq, a predicted model, not a curated record
AAACAUUGCCAUCUCUUCCACAGCACGAAGAAUGAAAGGACCUACAAGGAAAGAUGAUGCUUCGCCGAAAACGUGCAAGGCGAAAAGACUCGCCAACACCGUAAAAGCGCCGACAAUCCCCACCACGUUCGACGAAGCGAAGGCGGCCAUCAAAGCGAGAAAGCGAAAAGAAAGACAAGAGAGCAUCAGCUCGCUGUACCAGGAGCGGAAAGUGAUCAGGUCCAACUCGGAAGAGCGACCCACGCAGAAGAAACACGUCGAGAUAGUGGACAGCAUCAGGAGAGUGUCUAGCAGCGAGGACUUCCAGAGUCAGAGGUCGACGUCUUCGGAAAGGAAUGCGUCGCCGUACAGGGGCGGAACCAGCGACAAGAUUUUGUUGUACGAGGACUGCGAACAUGAGAAGAGAAGGUCCCACGAAAGAUUCGCUAGACCCUUAACCCUCAAGAGCCGAAAGCACCCGAACAAACGCUUAAAGGUCAAAUAUUUCCCGAGGACGAAAUACAAGCCCGAACCACCAAUCGAAAACAGAGAGCCUAAGAAAGCGACGCCGCCUGUGAUCUCCAAAACCACCGAUUACGAACCACCUUCGGAUUUCCUCCAGAUCCACGGCCACGACAGAGGCCGAUCGCCCAGCCCUACUGAAGAGCUCGUAUCUCCGGUGGUCGAUUGGUCCACCAUCCACGAACUGGUUGAUGGUUCGGAGCCUGUUCUGGCGCAAACUUCCAGGCAGAUCAGCGAAAAUACGGAAACCAUGCCCGGGUUAUCGGUGGCCUUGAACCGUCUUCUAUCAUCUCCUAGGAACUCGAUCAUAGCGACCCACAAAAUAUACCUCGACCCGGACGUUCCCAAAACGACCUCAGAUUUGGAUAAGAAGCCGCAAAACCCCGUGGAUGAAAGAUUGCACAAAACCGCGAAGAAGAUCAACAGCUUGAAGAAGAAGAUAAAGAAAUGUGAGGCGGACUUUGAAGUAAAGCACGGAUACUUACCCUCGCACACAGAUAAGAUGAACGAUAAGAAUUUGAAGAAGCUCUAUGCCGACAUCAACAAACUCAAGAAGGAGCAGAAGCACUUGGCGGAAAUUUCCUCCAGCUGUUCUUUGCUGAUGAACGCGGGAGAGAAGUCGGAACAGCUGAGCCUGGUUAGCCUGCAGAUCACCAUAAGCGAGAUAGAAAAGAAACUGACUGCAAAGAGGGAAGCAGCGAACAGGAGCUUCAACAUAGAGGAAAUGUCUGCAGAACAACUGAUGGAGGAGAAGAUAGCCGUACAGAAAGCAUUACUUUUCUUAGAGUCUAUCCACGGUAGACCAAACUCCAGGGAGGAUCGCGACAUUGUCAGACCUUUUUACGAUAGGUACAGGACAUUGAAACGAAAAAUAUCUGCGAAUAACCCCUCCGGGGCCGAGUUGGCCACCAUCCACGAGAACGAAACGAUGAACUUCGUAACACCAACUUCUUCGUCCCAAUCAAACGACACCGAAUCUGAGAAAACGACGGUACCGCCAUCUAUGAGCACCGACAGCAGCGACUCGGACAGUUCUGUGGGCGAAAACCUCCACUCGCUCUCCAAAUCCGAAAUGAUAGAACAGCUCAAACUAGCGAUGGAAGAGAAAAAGCGGUUGAAGCGAAAAAUAAAAGAAUUUGAAAUGAAUAUCCAGCUCAAAACGGGAAAGAUGAUUCAGAAGGAGGAAAGAGCUCCGAUGGAGAGUAUAUACGCGGCUUAUAAGAAUGCGAAAGCGAAAGCGAGACUGCUUGAAGCUUUGGUUGGAAAACAGGGUAGCGUCUAAAGCUAACUAUAAAUACAGGUGGUUAAACAUAAGAUUGAUUUUAGAAUUAUUUUUCAGACUGGGUAUAGUGUCACAAACUCACAACAAACUUGUAACAAGCGAAAGUUUAUUGAUGAAAUAAUUUUCAUGCCUCAGUUAUUCACAGCAAUCAUAACUGCCAAUAGACCUUUACAAUUCCCUAGAAAAAAUUUAUGAAGUUGAUGUUAUUCUUCAGUUCUGAAAGAAAAUUGUUCAUUCUUCAGGAGGCAACUCCAAAAUUUUCCAUUUCGGAGGAAAUUCGGAGUUUCAAGAAUGAAUGUGACGUCACUACUAUUGAGACUUGCCCCCUCUUUAAAAUUGCAUUCCAAAAUGAAUGAUUUUCGUAAAGGAGAAAAAAGUACAUGAAUGUACUACUCAAUCAAAUAUCUCUUGAACAAAAUUUUAAAUAUAAAGACUCCGUUUUGUGAUAUAAAACGCUUCUAAAUUUCGAAAAUGACCAUCAAAUCGACCUUAAUAACAAGUUGGCAACGUCGCACGCACAAGAAUACAGGAAGAAGAAAAUGUUAGUGACGUCGAUACCGUCAUUUUUACUCCCUAUUGAUAAAACUGGUGACAAAAAAUUGUAAACAGUAUGAAACGAGGCACUAUCAUGCAUAUAGUUUUCACCUAUGCAGUUAUCCCGGUUAGUGAAAAAGUGCAUUAGAAUUUGAAUAAUUCAAAUGAAUUUCAACCUCUGACAGAUUAGGAGGAUAUCUCAGUGUAUGUGGUCACAAAAAUUUUUCAAAUAGAAACUAAUAAUCUUUUGGAACUGAAUUACUAAUUUCAGCGCCUUUAUCGCACAACUACCGGACUAUUGAAAUAGCACGAUUUUUGCAAAGGAAUUCAAUAAGCUCCGUCACGCUGGAACCCGCUUUGAAAAAAAUCUGCCUUUUUUUAGUCUACUUCACCUGCAAACGAUAGGUACUGAUGAAUGUAAUAAUGUUCAUUUUUUUGUAGUCUAAUCGGUUACUGAGAAUGU